Messenger RNA from Lolium perenne, 1223 nucleotides. The record is from RefSeq and is a predicted model, not a curated record. Lineage: Eukaryota; Viridiplantae; Streptophyta; Magnoliopsida; Poales; Poaceae.
ACGCUGGCCCGUUAGAUCGCGGUGUUUCUUUAGCCAUGUUUUGUGUAGUUAUUUGCAGAUCUCAUAUGCCGUUAACUUUCUUGAUGUGUUGCUUCGCAUGAAGUUUGUUUAAAUGUUGUACAGUACAAAAGCAUUAUCCGGUCGCUACCAUCCUGUUCAUUCUACUGACACCUGUGUGCAUCCACAUAUUUAUAGCCUUGUACCCAUUCAUUUGCUGCCAACUGUUUUUGUACUGCAUGCUAUUGUCGCACUGCUUUUAUAGUCGUGCUAUGGGCAUUUCCAAUCUGCUUGUUCUUAUACCACGUCAUUAGCUCACCGCUAGCUGUUUUCUCGUGUCUGCUAUUCUCACACUGCUUUUAUAAUCAUGCUAUGUGCAUUUCCAAUCUGCUUGCUCUUAUACCUCGUCUUUAGCUUAUAUAGUUAUUGCUGCGUGCAUGUCUGGUCUUUGUAUUAUCGUAGACUGACUUGUCAAUGUUAUUUUUCCUUGGGAUUGAUCAUGCGAACCACUUAUUAGAACAUCCAACAUUAACAGCGGGGACGCUAGAUUAAGGACAAUGGAGCAGGAGGAUUAGCAUUUCACUUGAUGGCUGAACCUAAAAUGAUAGGCAUGUUGACCACGACUAGUGCACGCAAGAGAAGGACCUGCAGUGAGCCAAAUGCUGUUUUAAUGAAGCAGUCAUCAUUAGAAGAUAGUCGCCAAAAAAGGAUCUGUAGCGACCCUGUGCAACAUUAUGAUAAUGCAGUUGUGAUGAAGCAAUCUUCAUUACCAGUGAGGCCCACAAAAAGUUCUGAUCUUUCUUCUGAUGCAUCUUCUCAUAGCCGUCAACCUAGACCAUUUCUUUCAUCAGACAGUAAAUAUCUCAAGGCUGUACUUUAUAAAAGACAUGGUAUUGCUGCUUUAAGAUCUGUAGCUGAUAUGUUGACAAAGAGUACACAAGAUUCAAUCAAGGCGAUUGCCAAAUGUCAACCUGUUAUUGAUGAUGCUAAUAGAAGUCCUCAAUGAUUCUAUGUAAUUUUUUUAUUUGGGCACAUUAAUUGCCUUGUAAUUUUCCUAUUUGUUUUAUUUGUGUAUGUAAUUGUGUGUAUCAUUGAAAUCAGAUUUUAGGCUCAUGAAAUUUAAUGCAAGUUGACUAGUCAAACAAGUAGGGCCCUACAACAGAUUGGGCCGGCCCACUUACAGUAGUGUGGGACCCACUUUCAUUUUGGGCCGGCCCACUUCUUUA